Messenger RNA from Aspergillus oryzae RIB40, 312 nucleotides. Its product is annotated as mitochondrial 37S ribosomal protein bS16m. Bases 1 to 312 code for a protein of 103 amino acids. Gene Ontology annotation, biological process: mitochondrial translation. NCBI's taxonomy places the organism in Eukaryota, Fungi, Ascomycota, Eurotiomycetes, Eurotiales, Aspergillaceae. Gene Ontology annotation, molecular function: structural constituent of ribosome. Gene Ontology annotation, cellular component: ribosome; mitochondrial small ribosomal subunit. The record is from RefSeq and is a predicted model, not a curated record. The transcript is spliced from 3 exons.
AUGGUCGUCCGUAUUCGCCUGGCCCGAUUCGGGAACAAGCACCAGCCAUUUUACAACAUUGUCGUUGCGCAGGCACGGAGUGCUCGUAACUCGAAACCCUUGGAGGUCAUUGGCACUUACAACCCCAUCCCGCAACGCCCUACAAACCUCUCCGACGAGGAAGCCCGCAGCGCAAGGCCAUACAAGGAAGUAUCACUUGACCGGUCCCGAGCCAAGUACUGGAUCGGUGUUGGAGCGCAGCCCAGUGAUGGUGUGUGGCGGUUACUGAGCCUGGCUGGCAUCGGCGAUGGCAGAACAAAGACAAAGAACUAA